UGCCCGGAGCGGGCAGCGCCCCGGCGGCAAGGAAGCCGCCCCGCGCCUCGCAUCGGCGCCCAGAGCCGAAGGCGCCCGGAGGGGAAAGUUGUGUGCGGAGCCGGGCUGGGCGCGAUGCCGGGGCGCGGCGCGCUGUGCCUGGGGCUGCUGAUGCCCGUCCUGCUGGGCUGCGGCUCGGCGCAGUCGCCCGGCGGCUGCCCGGCCCCCUGCGAGUGCUCGGAGGCGGCCAAGACAGUGAAGUGCGUGAACAGCAACCUGACGGCCGUGCCGCCCGACCUGCCGCCCUACGUCCGCAUCCUAUUCAUCACCGGCAACCGCCUGGCCCGGCUGCCGGCCGGCGCCUUCCCCGCCCAGCGCCUGCCCGACCUCAGCGCCCUCAACCUCAGCGGUAACCACCUGGAGGCCGUGGAGGCCGGUGCCCUCGCCGCCCUGCCUGCCCUGCGGCAGCUGGACCUCAGCGGCAACCCGCUGGUCUCCCUCAGCCCGCAGGCCUUCGGGGAAGGCGGCAGCCCGCUGGAAGAGCUGGCCCUGCGUGGGGCCCUGCGCAACCACAGUGUCCUCCUCAGCCUGGCCGCCGUGCUGCAGUCCGGGGCCCUUCACAACCUCAGCCGCCUGGAGCUGUCUGACAACGAGCUUUUGCUCCUGCCCACCGGUAUGUUCGUGGCCCUGCCUGCCCUGCGGCAGCUGGACCUCAGCAACAACUCCUUGGUGGGUCUGAGAAAUAUCUCCUUCCAAGGGCUGGGCCAGCUGCAGAGCCUCGACCUCAGCAACAACUCCCUGGGCGUGCUGAGGAACGACACCCUCGCCCAGUUCCGCAGCCUGCCCGCUCUCCAGCUCAUCGGCCUGGGCCGCAACGCAUGGGUCUGCGACUGCGCCAUCCGGGAUCUAGUGGCCUGGCUCAAGGAGAGUGACCAGGUGGAGAGCAAAGAAGCCCUGACCUGUGCCUACCCCGACAAGAUGCUGGGCAAAGCCCUGCUGAAGAUCAACGACUCAGACCUGGACUGCUCUGGGCCUGCAGACCUGCCUUCCCAGCUACAGACUUCCUAUGUCUUCCUAGGGAUAGUCUUGGCUCUCAUCGGGGCCAUCUUUCUCCUGGUUUUGUACUUGAACCGAAAAGGAAUCAAAAAGUGGAUGCACAACAUCAGAGAUGCCUGUAGGGAUCACAUGGAGGGCUACCACUACAGGUACGAGAUCAAUGCAGACCCCAGGUUAACAAACCUCAGCUCCAACUCGGAUGUCUGA
Messenger RNA from Colius striatus (speckled mousebird), 1242 nucleotides. It is a transcript of the gene TPBG, whose product is annotated as trophoblast glycoprotein. Gene Ontology annotation, cellular component: plasma membrane. Gene Ontology annotation, molecular function: protein binding. The annotation marks the transcript as partial. Gene Ontology annotation, biological process: negative regulation of canonical Wnt signaling pathway. NCBI's taxonomy places the organism in Eukaryota, Metazoa, Chordata, Aves, Coliiformes, Coliidae. The record is from RefSeq and is a predicted model, not a curated record. The transcript has a single exon.